CGGCAUGAGCGGUGGCCCUAGAUAUCGCAUUUCAGGCGCUGGGCGAGGCGGCGGGUUCAGAGGAGCGCUGCCGCCAUCGAAAGCCAUCCCGAGAGAGACUCUGAGAGGACGAAGCCCAAAAGGUGACUAAGGCGGCCACGUGGAGUGGACACACGCACAACGCAGACAGCUGACUGCGGGACGGAUCCAUCCAUCUGCUGCGUGUGUUUCUGUCUGUUUGUCUGUCUGUCUGUCUGUCUGAUCCCAAAAUGAAUGCAUUGCAUGCCAUUCAUUGUGUUGAUGGCGCCAUCCAUGAUCAUGCAGGCGAUGGGUCUGGGAGUGCUGGCGAUGAGGAUUCGUCUUACGUGUGCAAGCUGGAGCAGCAGCUGUACUUCAUGGGCCUGGAGAACGACUACCUCAAGGAGCGGGCCAGCGCGCCGCUCGUCAAGCAUGACGUCAAGCAGCACCUAAUGGAGAAGUCCCUCACCGCGGCCGAGGCACAGAUCGAGCUCCUCUCAAAGGAGCUCCAGAACACGCGAAGCGAACUCAACGGCUCAGUGGUGAGAAGCCAGCCAUCAUGGUACCAAAAUGCCGGGCAGGCUGGACAUAGAGAGGUCUUUUCCUUUGUGGUGUGCCUAUCUCGCGCAGGCGUCGCUCCAGGAGCAGCUACAGGUCGGCAACAGCACAAGGCGCCGCUUAUCUGUUUGUCGGUCUAUCGUGGAUGGAUGUAUCGGCCGGCCCGGCCUCUGCGAAUGUACGUUACGUGUGUCUGCGUGUGUCAGGGAUCUGUCCACGAUGUGACGGUGCUGAGGGAGGAGAAGGCCAGGCUGGAGCAGGCCAUCAUCACGCAGAAGGGACAGCUAGAGGUAGAUAGACAGACAGACAGACAGGCACACACACACACAGGGGGCUGAAGGCAGGCAGAAAGCCCUCCCUGUCCCAUCUUCCGCUCUUCUCGGUCAGGCCGCCGAGCGCGUUGUCCACAAGCUGAAGGAGGACGACACAGCCCGCCAGCUGAGAUUCGACGAUAACUCACAACGUAGACAGGCAGGCAGGCAGGCAGGCACGUGACACAAUGAAUGCCCGCGGCCACACAAACCCACGCCACGUGUGUGCGUGUGGUGAUGGUGUCAUACAUGUAUGUGAGAUCAGGGCGUGUGGCGGUGGAGCGCCGGUUGGCUGAGGCCGAGUGCCGCGUGAAGGCCUGGCAGGAGGAGUACGAGAAGCUCUCAGAGCAGCUCAGCAGAGACAGGCACGCUCACGAGAGGGAGAAGGUCCGUCGGCCCGUCACACAGUCAGGAUGAUCAUGUCUGCACCCCUUAAUGUCUGUUGUGUGUUGUGUUGUGCUGUGUUGUGCUGUCUUGUGCCAGCUCCGUAUGGUCGAGGACGCCUCGGUGUGCACGCAGCAGCUGGAGCAGCUCAAGGCGCUGAUCAAGGACAAGGAGACCAACCUCCAGACACACGAAACACUCUACCAGGUAGGUAUCAAACACACAACACAACACACGGCCGCGGGCUUAUACGGAUGGGAAACACCUCACUCACCUGCCCACACCUCUCUCUCUCUUAUGGUUUGGUUAUCUGGAUCCCAUGCAGGCGGCGAUAGUCCGUUUGCGCGACAACGAGUACGAGCGUCAGUUGCUGGAGCUGCAGAACAAGUACCAAGGCAAGGCUGUCGACCUCCAGCGAGUGAGUAACUCACGGACACACGCAGGCUGGGAGAGGAAGGGGCACACACACACCCGCAGUCACACGUUCCGCUGCCGUUGGUCGUUCCUCCAGGCUGAGUCGGAUCGUGCGGCGUUGGAGGCAGCGGCCGAGAGGCGAGAGGUGCAGCUGCAGGCUCUCCAGACUGACAACAAGAAGAUGCAGGACGAAAUCAAGGUACCUAGAUUGGGCAGAUACAGCAAGGCCGAGAGGGGGGGGAAAGAUACGCAGCGGAGACCGUGUCGGCAUGGUUGGGUCGAUGUCGUCGUCAGGGUCUGCUUGAGCGGGUCCGGGACACUCAGGAGCUCAGGCGAGAGCUCGACGGCAUACGCAAGGAGAAGACAAACCUAGACAAGAACCGACACACGCUUGCCACACAAAACCAACACGUACGUUAGUGACCCAAUCUCACCAAUUUCAUCCAUCCAUCCAUCCAUCCAUGGGCCAAACCUCACUCUGUCUGUGUGUGUUGUGGUGCGGUGCAGUAUGCCGGUGAGGUGGCUCAGCUGCGGCGUCAGCUGGACGACCUGCAGGCGAAAUUCCACGCCGAGCUGAUCGCCCAGACCACCCGCGAGGCCCUUCAGCACGUCGGUGGCGACCAGCCUGGCCGACUCACGACUCGCGCUCACAUCGACAAGGACAAACAGCCAGAUGACGAGCAGGGCCAGCCUACCGCUGCUGGUGGGGGUGCUGGUGGGGGUGCUGGUGGGGGUGUAGAGCUUUAUGCGAGGCGUCAGGCUUCCGAGGAGGCGGUGACGGCAGAUGUCCUGAGAGCUCAGGUGGGCCAGACAAGCAAGGGCGCUAUCUCCUCUGCUCGUGUGCGUGGAGCGUGUUAUUGUCUGUCUGUCUGGCUCGUGCGUUCAGAUGUCGGAGGCCCAGAUGCAGCUGUACCAGUGCCGAAAAGACAAGGCCGACGUCACGGUGGACAGGGACUCGCUGCAACAGGUGGGUAUCACUGUGGCACAUGUGGCCAUCCAUGUGCGUCUGUCUGUCUGUCUGGUGUGUAUCGUAUCAUCAGGAGGUGGCGCGGCUCACGCGUGAGUGCGGGCGCUAUGAGGAGCGGCUGGAGGAGGCACUCAAAGAGCUGGAAAGGCUUAACCAAGACCUGCACUCCAGGUAGGUGGCCGACGGGCGAUGAAUGAAAACCAAAACCCCAUCCAUCCACGCGAUGCGUGUUGUGUGGCAUGGCUGUCUGUCUGUCUGUCUGUUUGUCUGUCAGGGGCAAGGCUGAGGAGGUCAUUGCCCAGAAUGAGCGCGAGACGCAGCUCCUCAAACAGAGGUACGAGGAGAGGGAGGCGGCGCUGCACGAGGAGCUGGUGGCGGUGAAGCGGGAGCUGAGGGACACACAGGAGCAGCUCAAAUCCCUCAGGGGCAUGCGCACCAGCCUAGAAAAGGUAAACGUACACACACACGUCGAAUCAGUAGCCCCUCCCUCCCUCCCUCCCUCCCUCCGAUGUCUGUGUGUUUGUGUGCAGUGGCAGCACCAGCAGGCCUCUCUGAGCGACGCCAUGUCGUCUCUGAUCGCCUCCCUGACCAACCAGGUGCAGAGCCCCGAAGACCGGUCCAUCGUCCCCAGACUUGACCCGUCCACACAAGACGACCACCCCAGAGCCCAGCCCCAGCCCCAGCCCCAGCCCCACCCUCACCCUCCCCACCUCCCCCACGCCACAACCUUCGAUGUCGUAGCGCAGCGCCUCGCAGCCAUGUCACCCGCAGGCCCAUCGGCAGAACUGGUCGCCGCUGCGAUUGAUUUCACCGACACGCGUGUCAGAGAGGUGAAGGGGCCAGCAGCAGCGGCCACGCCCACGCCGGCCACUUCGACGGCGGCGGCCAUGGACGUCCGCACAUGGACGUCGAGCAGCGCCACGCCCCCCUGCGGCGAUGUGAGGGAGGCCAUGCGGCCGUCGCACGGACAGCAGGCUCAGAUUGACGACCCCGAGUCGGCCAUUGACCAUGGAAGAGAUGACGAGCACACCAAGGACGAGUGAGGACUGAGUGGGUGGGUUGAUGGAGGGAUGAAUGGUGGGGUGGCUGGCUGACCGUAUGGUAGAUUGAGCCGUUGUUGU
Messenger RNA from Vitrella brassicaformis, 3752 nucleotides. The record is from the annotation of a GenBank genome assembly. Lineage: Eukaryota; Vitrellaceae.